AGAGGAGCUGGGAGUCUGGAGGAGCAGGAGCAGGCAGCACAGAGUUCAGCGGCUCCCGCGUUCGUCCGACACUCAGCUAGAGCUGCUCUCCAGGCAGUGGAGGUGAUGAUGGCGGCGGCUGUAGAGAGAGGAGGCGUCCGGGCCGCUUUCCUGAACCCGAGCAGCGGUGGCGGCGGUGGACCAGCACCGACAACCCUCCAGACUGGAGCGUUAGCCGGGGCUGUGGUCCUGGGCUCGGGCUCCGACAGCAUGCCUGUACCCAUGAACCUCUUUGCGACCUGGGAGAUAGACCGAUCAUCCCCAAGCUGCGUUCCAAGACUGUGCAGCCUCACGCUGAAAAAGCUGGUCGUCCUCAAAGAAUUGGAUAAAGAGCUGAACUCCCUGUCUAUAGCUGUCAAAAUCCAGGGUUCUAAGCGUCUUUUGAGAUCAAAUGAGUAUGUCCUCCCACCCAGUGGAAUGAUGGAGACCGAUCUGGAGCUCACAUUCUCACUACAGUACUCCCAUUUUCUAAAGAGGGAUGCCAACAGACUGCAGAUUAUGCUGCAGAGGAGGAAACGCUACAAGAAUCGAACAAUCCUGGGCUACAAAACGUUGGCUGUGGGAGUUAUCAAUAUGGCUGAGGUGAUGCAACACCCGACAGACGGAGGACAGAUUCUGGGUCUCCAUAGCAACGUGAAGGAGGCGCCAGUGCGUGUGGCGGAGAUCAGCGUGUACUCUCUGUCCAGCCAGCCCAUCGACCACGAGGACGGUAGCGGCCAGGCUGGCCGCAAGACCAAAACCUCAGACCGCUCCCCAGACAUGGAUAACUAUUCUGAGGAGGACGAUGACAGCUACUCGUCAGAGCAGGAAGCCAGCGAUGAUGCAGUUCAUGCCCAGGAUCUUUAUGAUGAAGACGACGAGGUCAGGAAGCCUAAGAAAGCCCGGAGGAAAAUGAUCCGAACCACCUCCAUGACCAGGCAACCUAACUUCAAGCAGAAGUUUGUGGCCUUGCUGAAGAGGUUCAAGGUAACAGAUGAGGUCCUGGACUCCGACCCAGUCGACCAGACCCAAGAAGUGGAGGAGGAUCUGGACUUACUCUACGACAGUCUAGAGGUGUACAACCAGAGCGACAGUGGGCCAGAGAUGGAGGACAACGAGAGCGUCCUGAGCACGCCCAAGCCCAAACUCAAGCCGUUUUUUGAAGGGAUGUCUCACUCCAGUUCCCAGACAGAAAUUGGAAGCCUACACAGCCAAAAAAGCCAGCAGAGAGAGCUGUCGUGUCCUAGUGGUGAAUUUUUGACCGUGGACAGAUGUAAAGUGCAAGGGGCCCGGAAUAAAGAUGACAGCGUCACAGAUAGAACCGUUGGGGAGCCAGAGGCUGACGACAGCGGGCCGGGGCCGGGGGAGGUGAGCAGCUGGGAUGUCAACACCGAACGGAUGACCAGCACUGUUGGCAAGCUCUGCAAGACAGAGUCCCAAAACCACAUGUCUCCCAGUAAAGUGGAGAACAGGCUGCAGAGGCGUCCUCGCAGCACCUCCAUGAAAGACCGACAGAACUCCAAGGCCCAGAGCGACAGAACCAGCAGCAUGGAGAGCGAGUGCUCCCCAGACUCGCGUCUCAUAGCACAGGUUCCAAGGAAGUCCGUGUAUGACCAGCUGAACCAGAUCCUCAUCUCCGACGAACGCCUGCCAGAGAGCAUCAUCCUCAUUAACACCAUGGAGUGGCAAGGACAGUAUGUAUCCGAGUUGCUCCAUGAACAGGGCCAGCCCAUUGUGUCCACCUGCUCUGCUGCCGAUGUUCAAGCUGCCUUUAACACCAUCGUUACUCGCAUCCAGAGAUUCUGUAACUGCAAUGCACAGACACCACCGACGAUGAAGGUGGCCGUGGCAGGCGACCAGAGUUACCUCAGCACCAUCUUGAGGUUCUUCGUGGAGCAGCUGGCCAACAAGACACCUGACUGGCUCAGUUACAUACGCUUCCUGGUGAUCCCCAUAGGUUCUCAUCCCCUGGCAAAGUAUGUGGCCUCCUUUGACAGCAGGUUCAACAGCAUCUUUAUGGACACUGCAUGGAGGGAGCUGUUCUGCAGGACGGAACGGCCCACCUCAGACAACAUAGACAUAGCAGGACGAGUCGUUCAGUAUCUGGUCGGUGCCAACGUGUCCCACCAAUUCCCCAUCUCAGAAGCAAUGCUCACCUACAAACAGAAGAGCCCUGAUGAGGACUCCUGUCAAAAAUUUGUGCCAUUUAUUGGGGUUGUGAAAGUUGGGAUUGUGGAGCAAAGCCUCUCAACUUCAGUGGACUCCGAUGAUGCGAUGGGGGUCAACACAAGCAUCCUGUCCUCCCCAACGCCCCCAUCGGCCGGUCCGUAUGGGAAGGAAAUUGGGGGCACCCCCCCACAGUCGCCCUCUGUGUCCACAGCCCUGUCAGGAGCUGGCUCUCCAUGUUCGGGCAGUGAAGUGAUGGGGCUCCAGGUGGACUACUGGACGUGGCAAGGCCCAGAGAAGAAGAAAGAGGGGGAGAAGAGAGACGUGGGACUGAAGAACACCCUGAAGAGUAACUUCCGGUCACUGCAAGUCAGCCGUCUGCCCUGUGGAGGGGAACUCACCCCCCCACCCAGCAUGGCCAUGACUGUGGUCACCAAGGAGAAGAACAAGAAAGUGAUUUUUCUCAGCAAGAAGCCCAAGGAGAAAGAGCUGGACUCUAAGAGCCAAGUGAUUGAUGGCAUCAGCAGGUUGAUCUGCACCGCCAAGCACCAGCACACCAUGCUGAGAGUCACUAUUGAUGGAGUGGAGUGGAACGAUGUGAAGUUUUUCCAGCUCGCUGCCCAGUGGCCAACCCAUGUCAAGCACUUCCCGGUGGGAAUCUUUGGUUACACUAAGCCCGUGUGACCCUGGCCACCGUCCACUCAACCGCCACCAGAAUCUCCGCUGCACUUGUCUCACCGAGAGGCUACAGAGAAUUAGAGGAAAAGCCAACAGGGCCCCCGACCCCCCCCCACCCUCCCGGCAGUAAUAGUUUUCCUGUGGAAAUCUUACUGACUCACAACCACGUGUUCAAUACACACAUUUCAUGUUGUCAAUUGGAUGUUUUUGAUGUUGUUGGGUGUUGAUGUUUUUCUUUUUUUUUUUUUU
Molecule: messenger RNA, 3111 nt
Organism: Perca flavescens (yellow perch)
Lineage: Eukaryota; Metazoa; Chordata; Actinopteri; Perciformes; Percidae
Product: phosphofurin acidic cluster sorting protein 2
Exons: 24
Coding region: 106-2868 (920 amino acids)
Biological process (GO): protein localization to plasma membrane
Molecular function (GO): transmembrane transporter binding
Source: RefSeq, a predicted model, not a curated record